AUGUCACACAAAAUAAAGCUAAGAGACAAUGUCAUGUACGCCACGAGCCCGAUGAUAAACGAGGACGACAUAGCGGACUUCGUUUCGAACAUGAAUGUUUACAAGUGGGAAGGAGAGGCGGGUCGGCAGGCGGGCCAACAGGGGGAUCGGCUGACGGGCCAACAGGGGGAUCGGCUGACGGGCCAGCAGACCGAUCGGCUGACUUCCGAAUCGGGGGGCAGCCCGCCCGAGGGAAGCGCGCACCCCUACCCAGUUAAGGAAAUACAACUCGGAAGCUUAAAAAUCUCCGACUGGGGUAUGUCCAUCCUCAUCCCCUGCGUGCUGAGAAGCAGCAACUUGGUUACGCUUGAUUUAUCGAGCAACGACUUGACUAAUGAUAGCGCAAAAAUCCUGGCCAAGUGCCUCAAGUACCUGCCCAGACUGGUCUCCCUAAAUCUGUCCAACAACCUGAUCAAGUCCGACGGUGCCAACGAAAUUGUAGAGGAAUUUUUUUCCCCCAAAUUGGCCUCCAAAAGAGGAUUCUCCCCCCCAAGGGGAGAACAAAUAAGCACCAAUUUUCACCUGAACAGUCAGGCAAAAAAUGCAAUAAAAAAUAUGCACACAAAUGUACGUGAAUUGGAUUUGUCAGACAAUUAUUUGAGUUCCUCUGUUCUGUUAAAAUUAAGUCAAGUCAUCAGUAACGAUAACAAUGAGAAAAUCAAAUUAUACAUAAAAAAUAGUCACCUUACUGAUACCAAUUUAUCCUCCUUUUUCCAAAAAUGCACACACAUACAAAAUUUAAACAUAUCUGAAAAUGCUAUUGCUUCCACCUUAUUCUCUGACCACAUGAAAAUUUUAUUUACAUCCCAGCUAGACUUAAAAGAAUUACAUUUAUCCAACAUAUGCUUUGCUCAAAAUGGCACACACAAACAGCAUGAUGGGAAUGAACUACUUAAAGAGCUGGUUAACCAACUGACUGAAGCUCCCAAUUUAUCCAUUUUGUCUUUUGCGAACAAUAAGGUUAAUGAUCAUGGAUUUUCACUUUUCUGUGAAUUUUUUAAAAAAAAUAAAAAUAAUAUUACAUCAAUUGAUUUUUCGAAUAAUGACAUUUCUGACAUGAAUAAUCUCAGCGAAGCAAUAAAAAAUAAAGAGACGUUAAAAAUGAUUAAUUUAUCAAAUAACAGAAUUACGGAUGGAAAUUUGAAACACUUCUGUUACGACACGUUGUCAUCCAACCUGAGCAUUACAGAAGUUUCCCUGUCGAAUAAUCACUUGACGGAUUUUUCUUGUGCUUACUUUGCCGACGCGUUGGUGAUGCAGUGUAGGAUUGUAGAAAGAUCGAUUAAGUUGAAGAAGCAACUGCAGGGGGGGGAGGCCUCCCCAACCAUGGCGCUUACGCUUUGCAAGGGAGAGGUUGGCAGUAGGAUUGAACUGGGCAACCAAGAUGAUUUAACCGGUCAAGGUGAGCUACGUCACGAUCGUGGACCCCCUCGAGGACCCCCUCCUGGACCCCCGCGGGCGUGGGAAGAAUUCCCCGAAAUUGACUCGCAAAAAUCCACGUCCAACUCGAGCGAAGGCAGCUGCUCAGUCCCUCUCCACCUAACCAAAGCGAAAAAAACGAAUUUCAAAAAUGACCACUCCGAAGAGAUACACAAAUUGAAGGAGCUCAUCACGAACCGACACAACGAACAGCAUAAUUUCUUUUCCUGCAUCGGUGUUCCAUCCCUUAACAGAGCUAGCGAAACGUACAAACUGUUCUUCUUGCAAGAAAAAAGGAGAAACUUAAUAUAUAACAAAAACGACGACUUCUACCAUUCCUGUGAUUCAUUUUCGCUCAACUGUUUUAAAGGCCUCAAAUACCUGAAUAUCUCCGGCUGUCGCAUUAAUACCCAAGGGUUGACUCUCCUCAUUAAUUCACUCAACAUGCCCUAUUGCCCCUUAGAAUUUUUGGACGUUUCCUCGUCCGCUAGCGACCUAACGGAUGCUACACACCAGGCAUUCGCCUCACUGAUUGCAGACAAAAAAGCCAAAUUCGAAAAAAAUGACAACUUCCAUUUUGAGCAUUUGCCGCUCACCGUCCGCGGGGUUGCUCCCACACUGAUUCCACUCAACGACUCGGAGGAUAACACGGAUGGGGACAGCAUAGAGUCAGAGUGGUGGAACUACAAACAGGGUGACUGGCCCGAGCAAGGAUCGGACGAAGCGGCAUAG
Molecule: messenger RNA, 2190 nt
Organism: Plasmodium cynomolgi strain B
Lineage: Eukaryota; Apicomplexa; Aconoidasida; Haemosporida; Plasmodiidae
Product: leucine-rich repeat protein
Exons: 3
Coding region: 1-2190 (729 amino acids)
Biological process (GO): activation of GTPase activity; nucleocytoplasmic transport
Cellular component (GO): nucleus; perinuclear region of cytoplasm; cytosol
Molecular function (GO): small GTPase binding; GTPase activator activity
Source: RefSeq, a predicted model, not a curated record